AUGGCAGCUUCUUACAGAAACUUCAUAACAGCUCUAGAACAAACACCUUGGGCUCCUAGAAACCUCACAACGACACCACAACGAGAACAGAAGUUGAUGCAGAAGAUGCAAAUCUCUAUUGAGAAACUAAAGAAGUCUGGAUUCUUCGCUGCUUUUCUGAAUCAAAUCCGUACCUCCGAAGCUUCGUUCCAUAUCCAUAAGGUUAAGGAAUCAGAACACAAGUUAAAGAUGGUGAUUUACGGAAUUGGGAGCAUUGAAUCCUCUAGAUCCUCUGAAUUACAGCUUAGCCUUGCGAUCCUGAUGAAAAAAGAAGUGGAUUGGAUCGGAGAUGUUGAGGUUUUCGAUCCGAUUAUUUCUUUGACAGAAUUGAAAGAUAUUGAGCAACUCGGUUGUUGUGUUCUUUCGGUUAAUGAGUGGUGCAAGAGAGAAGCUAAGAACCCAACUUUUUUCAUGCCACGUUGUGCAUUAUGGCUAUUUGAAAGUCUCCUAAUGACCAACUGGAGACAUGAUAUGUUAAACCGAAUUAUUAUACUUGGCAAUAGUUUUAAGUUCCAUGUGAGGAACUAUAGGUUGGAGCAUUUACGUGCCAUACAACCAUUCACCACAGAGUUUGAGAUGUGUAAGCUUUCGAAAGCUUAUUUUAGAGCAUUUGACCGUUUGAGUUGGCACUUUUUUAGCGUUGGUUGUGAUGCCAACUUGGAAUUAACAUGUUGA
This is a messenger RNA of Lactuca sativa (garden lettuce), 714 nucleotides long. Its product is annotated as protein SENSITIVITY TO RED LIGHT REDUCED 1. Lineage: Eukaryota; Viridiplantae; Streptophyta; Magnoliopsida; Asterales; Asteraceae. The record is from RefSeq and is a predicted model, not a curated record. Gene Ontology annotation, cellular component: cytoplasm; nucleus.